Molecule: messenger RNA, 3094 nt
Organism: Pectinophora gossypiella (pink bollworm)
Lineage: Eukaryota; Metazoa; Arthropoda; Insecta; Lepidoptera; Gelechiidae
Gene: Cip4
Product: formin-binding protein 1-like
Exons: 15
Coding region: 199-2010 (603 amino acids)
Biological process (GO): signal transduction
Molecular function (GO): protein binding
Source: RefSeq, a predicted model, not a curated record
UUCUCUGCGCGCGAUGCAGUGAUGUCAUAUCACGUCAGUCAGCCAUGUUUAUUCUAUGAAGUGUGUUUGAAAUGGUGAUUAGUGAUAAAAAAUAUUGAAAUAGUGAAGUAUUUUUAAAUAUUUUGUAUAGAUAACUGUGCUAGUGAGGCAAAUCAAUUCAAUGUGUUAUUUGUGUAAGUGAGGAUACAUACCGUGAAAAUGAAUUGGGGUACAGAGCUCUGGGAUCAAUAUGAUAACUUAGCCGCCCACACACAGAAAGGAAUUGAAUUUCUAGACAAAUAUGGAAACUUCGUUAAGGAAAGAUGCGCGAUUGAAUUAGAAUAUGCAGGAAAACUCAGGAGGCUUGUAAAAAACUAUCAACCAAAAAGAAAAGAGGAAGAUGAAUAUCAGUACACAGCGUGCAAAGCGUUCAGACAGCUGCUGCAAGAGCUGGGCGACUUCGCGGGUCAGCGCGAGGUGGUCGCCGAGAACUUGCAGUCGAAUGUCGUCAGAGAGCUGCACCUGCUCGCUAAGGAGCUGCGAGAGGAAAGGAAGCAACAUUUAAACGAGGGAGCGAAACAAAUGACAGUACUACACACAGCGAUAGGUUCGCUUGACCGGGCGCGGAGAGCGUACGAGCGAGCGGCAAGGGAAUCUGAGAGGGCGCUUGAGGCCUUCCAGAGGGCGGACGCGGACCUUAACCUUAGUCGAGCGGAAGUAGAGAAACAGAAAGCUAACAUGAAGCUACGGAGCCAGGCGUGCGAGGACGCAAAGCACGAGUAUGCCGACCAGCUGCGGAAGACCAACGAGGCGCAGCGGCAGCACUACGAACAGAGGUUGCCACAUGUCUUCAAACAGUUACAGGAUCUGGACGAGAAACGGAUAAAGAACAUAAAGAACUUCAUGUUGAGUUCAGUGGACGUGGAGAGGAAGGUGUUCCCAAUAAUAAUGCAGUGCCUAGACGGAAUGGAGCAGGCAGCCAAUAGUAUUAAUGAAAAAGAGGACACACAGUUAGUAAUAGAAAGGUAUAAGUCGGGUUUCGUGCCGCCCGAAGACUUUCCGUUCGAGGAGCAGCGCGGGGGCACGGAUAGCACGGACUCCGCCCCCCACCACCACAACCACCUGACCGCCGCCCGCGGUACCGUCUCCGGGCACCGCAUCAAGAAACGUGGAGGCCUACUGUCUAUAUUCAGCUCGAAUAAGAAGAUUGUCGAGGCGUGCAACUCUAUCAAGAAUAACAUGUCAAUGGACGGAAAGGAGGAUUAUUCAGACUUGCCACCGAACCAGAAGAAGAAGAAACUACAGGCUAAGGUUUCCGAGUUGACUAAACAGGUGGCGCAAGAGCAAGCAGCGAUGGAGGGUCUGAUGAAAAUGAAAGGCGUUUACGAGACAAACCCUACGCUCGGCGACCCCAUGAGUGUCGAAGGUCAAUUAAAUGAGUGUUGCGACAAGUUAAAGAAGCUUCGGGCACAACUGCGUAAGUUCGAGGAGUUAUUAGCUGAGGCCAACAACCAGGUGUGUGCGCCGCCGCUACACCCCGCCGCGCGUACCAACGGCGCGCCGCCGCCGCAGGCCACCAGCAUCGGCUCAAAUAACAGCGAAUCUCUCUCGCGGUCGGCAUCCGAGUCGUCCGUGAGCACGGGCACGGGCGCGGGCGCGCCCGUGUGCAGCGCGGGCGGGCGCGCGGCGGGCGGCUCGCCCGAGUCGGGCCUGGGCGGGGAGCUGGCCGCCGCACACGCCGACCACGCCAACGGAGACGACCACAACGACCACGACAACGACCACGAGUCUGACUUCGACUACUACUACGAGCCGGAUCUGCAGCCGCUUGGCUAUUGCAAGGCGUUGUAUCCGUUUGAAGCGAACGGCACAGGCUCGACGAUGCGUAUGGAGUGCGGCGAGCGGCUGUUAGUACUGGAGACAGACGCGGGCGACGGUUGGACGCGCGUGCGCCGCCACCACACGCGCGAGGAGGGCUUCGUGCCCACCACGUACAUCGCCACCACACUCUACGCGGACGCGCACCACUAGCGCCGCACAUUUACUACUGCCCCGCCCGCAUACACGAUGCGAGUGUUAGUUAUACGGCGGGCGUGCGUGAGUGCGAGGCGGCCUGUCCGCGCGUGGUGACUGUGAGCGUCUCUGUCGGACCUUGUGCAAUGUACCAAUGUUCUUGUGGCCUACAUAGUAACCAGUAUUUUUGCUAUAAUUUAUCCUAAUGGAAAAGUUAAGCAUUAUUUUUUUAACGUGUCCUUUCUAUUCCGAUUAUCCUGGCGAGGGCCAUAGAGCAAAAACGAGGAAAUCAUAAUAACAUUCCAUGAUCUUAUUUAUUGUGUAUAUUGUUUGUUAUAUGACAUACAUAUUUUCAUGUAUGCCGUAUGGCUGUAGCUGUAAUGUAAUUGUAAUAUUGUGUAACUCAUCUAGAUCUUCAUUGUGCCAGCUGUUUAUGUAAGGUUUUCGUACUUAUAAUAGUUGUUAUUCUCUUGCUUUUAUGUGAUUCUGCCAUUGAGUAUUUGAAAUUAUAGCAAAAAUAGAUAGUAAAUAAUAAAGUAAUUACAAUGUGUAAAUUAUGUAAACUUUAAAUUUAUCUCGAAUCGGAAAUAGCUCCGUAUUGAAAUGUUAAUAAAUAAUGAUUAACGUAAUGGAAUAUUGUAUCCGAUAUCACACGAUGUAUUAUAUUAUGCUUAUGUUUAUUGAAUUUUACAUAGAUUUAAUGCUAGCUAAAUGUCGUAAAUUAGCCAAUGCUAUUUUCAGAAUUUUUGCGGUAUGCAAUUAACGGAUAGCGAUGUAUUUAUAUGUGUACAUUGUGGGAAGUGUCAGUGGUUGCAGGCAAUUACCCCCAGCCACUGUGAUGAAAUAGUCACUAACCUACGUCGCCGCACUAUAUCAAUGUACUACCAAUGCCUUGGUACCUUUAUUUACAACUAUAGCUCAUGAUCUUUGACAUAGUUCAAUAUACAAGGAAUACAGUUGACAUGAUUAUAUUGUAUGCCUUAUAAUUAAGUGACUGCCUGUAAGCGCUUAUGCGAUCCAACCUGUACAGCGAGGGGAUGGAUGAAUGAGCGCAUUUGAUUUUUAUAUAAAAAUAAAAUAUACAUAUGAGGACAUUUAAUAA